AUGAAAAUUAAAGAUAAAGUUCAAGUUAAUCCAUCAUUAAGACAAAAAUCAUCAACUAAAGUUAAUAAUGCAUCAUUCGGAAUUGAUAUUAUUGGUAAAGAAAUAAAAGAAGAACUUUCAAAUGAUUCAGGAAUUUCAAUUGAUCAACAUCAAAGUUUAUCAUUAAAAAGUCAAAGUUUUUCACCAUACUCUGAUAAAGUAAUUAUAAAUUCUAAUGAUCAAAAUUCGAGAAUUUCACGUAAACGUGAACGAUAUAAACGAAAUCGUCAAAAGCGGAGACAACAACGAAAACAAUUUAUUUAUGAAAAAGACUUAAUUAAUAAACAACAAUUAUCAGUACUUUUUUGUCAACAACAAAAUUUAUUAUUGAAACAAGAUGAAAAAAAUGUAACACAUUUGUUUGAUGAAUAUUCAAAUGAAAAUAUUCUUAAAGAAUGGAAACCAUUAACAAUUGAACAAUCUAAUGAACUUUAUCAAUAUGCUUUAGAUAAAUAUCAUCAUAGAAACAAUUAA
Molecule: messenger RNA, 513 nt
Organism: Rotaria sp. Silwood1
Lineage: Eukaryota; Metazoa; Rotifera; Eurotatoria; Philodinida; Philodinidae
Source: the annotation of a GenBank genome assembly